Psylliodes chrysocephalus is the source of this 1924-nucleotide messenger RNA. Lineage: Eukaryota; Metazoa; Arthropoda; Insecta; Coleoptera; Chrysomelidae. The record is from the annotation of a GenBank genome assembly.
CUACAUUUGUGUCCAUAUUUACUACUUCUAUGGUUUCCUGGAGCUCAGUGGGCCUUUCUAGGGUUACCUUGCUUUUUGGCUUUGUUUCUUGGGUAACUUUCGGCUCUUUCUGCUGUUAGAUUUAUAUUUCUCAUCUUCGCUUUACGUAAUCGCUUCCAUAUUAACGUUCAGCACUUUUAUCGUGGCCGAUUCAGACCCAUUAAACUUGUAUAUGCUAUUAAGAUUAAGAUUUGAUGAAUAAAUUUUAUAAAAUCUACAACUUCCCUCCUUAAACACUAUGUUUAUGUGCGACGUACAUGGUUAAACAGUGUGAAGUAGUCUAUCUUGGAUUAUAUGAUAUCUAUGGUUUAAAACCUCACUUUAAAAUGUAAUCGAAUCUGUCAGCAUUUUUUUAGUGUCAGAUCCAUCAAAGACAUGGAAAUGGUAAUUACCUCCCCCAAAAAUGAAACCAGUAACCAGCAACGUAGUCCAAGCUUCCGGGAAGACUCCGUCGGCCCUUCAAAUACUGAUAAUCCUCCGGGCUAUGGAGAUAUAAAUACUUUUCUUAGGAUAGCUUUUGUUUUAUUAUCCAGAAUGGGAUUCCUUCUUAUACAAAUAGGGAGUAUACCAGUGGAAAACGUUUACAGAAUCAUAUUUUUCAAUAUUUUUGAAGUGGCUAUUGCGAUUAUAUCCUACAUAGGUAUUGGGUACAUGCUUACUUUUGGUGAUUCGACAGUGAAAGGCUUUUUGGGGUACUCCCAAACGUUUAAUUUUACAAAAAUGGAUGAUGGCAUUAUGGGAAUGUCUGCUGUUCUUUUGGGUUCUGGUCAGAUUUCUUGCUUUCUUGUAGGCAGAUGUCACCUGGUCACUUCGUUGUUUACUAGUCUGCUGUAUUGCGGGUUUUAUCAACCCGUACUAGCGCACUGGAUAUGGAACGAGGAGGGAUGGAUGAAAAACUUCGACUUUAUGGCCACCAAGGUGUCUGUUAAGGAUUACGCCGGUGAUUUGGUUAUACAUUUGUCUAGCAGUUUGACUGGAGCUAUAGGCGCAUCGUUUUUGGGUAGACGGCUUUUGAGGAUAAAGGAUUUGGACGAACGUUCUGUAGCACGUGAAUACGCUGGACUUACGCAAGUUGGCUAUGUACUAAUAAUUUUAGGUUAUGCCGCCUACAACUUACCGUCACAAGGAUACGAGGCUACUAAGAUGCCAGACAACUACAUAGCUCUUAUUAUCUUAAACAUGGUUGCCGCUUUUAGUACAGGUGUAUUCAUCACCAGUUUGUUAAACAUGUGCAUCUGCAGACGAAUAUACAACUACUGGUCGGUCAUACGUUGUCUCCAAGGUGGUAUAGCUGGACUUAUAUCUAUAGCGGCUGGAGUAGAUAUAUACGAUUUCGUAGAAUGUAGUGCCAUAGCCGCGAUUUGUUCAAUCUUCUUCUUUUUCUUCUCGAUACUGAUUCACAACACAUCUUUAGAAGACAACUGCAACUUUAUAGCAUCGCAUUUCGUUAGUUCGAUCUUUGGAACAGUAGCAUGUCCUAUAAUAGCGAAAAAGGAGAAUUUUGAAAGUAAUAAGAAGACCGUACAUAUUCUGUGGCAAUUUAUAUGUUUGCUGAUCGUUAUGAUUGUCACAAUUGCGUUUUCAUGGUUUGUAUUCUUAAUGUUUGCUUGUUGUAAGUUAUUAAGGAACAAAGAAGAGGUUAUGAACCACAGAAGAGCACUUAUUGUGGCUAAAAAUUUGCCCAGGAAAGGAUGUUUGCAAAGAUUAUUUAUGAUUGAUAGUAAAACUGAUCAUAUAACGCCUGGGGAUAAUGACAGGAGGAAGUAUUUACAAGAGGAAAAUAAUAAGUGAUGGAUGGAUCUGACGUACUAUGUAACUAUUUAUUUUUUAUGAAAUUUUAAUCCUUAUAAGUCUAAUUUUUGUAUGUAAUAAAUUUUUAUUUUUU